CACAUAUAUACGCAUCUAGAGAGAAAGAGAGAAAGAGAGAAGCAAGAAAAAGAAUAGAAAAAAGAAGUAUAGCUUGCGCGUCUUCCAUAAUAAAUGCAACAUAAUCAAACGUAGAGGGAGAAAAAAUUUUUCGCGCGCCGUCCCCGUCGGCAUAUUGUAUAUCAGAUAUAAGCAGCAUGCAAACUUAACCUCUUUUUGAACGCGUAAAUAUCUUGUGAAACAAAUAUCCAUCUUUCGAAAAUUUCACGCGUAGAAAUUUGAGAGGAAAAGAGAAUCAACUUACUAACAAGAAAAACGCGUUCGCAGCUGCACGAUGGCAGAAAUCGGUGGCGCGAGCGUGUUUACAAAUGGGAAUAGCGGUAGUAGAGAUCUUUUACAACAAGCGUUUCAGCAAGUUGUCGACGAAGAUGAUCAAGAUAAUGAGUUUGUGGCAUUUCUUCAGAACGAUGCAAGUGACGCUCAAGUUAUUCAAUUAACAGCAGAACAAGCUGCAGCACUCGGUAUAACCAUAAAAUUCGACGAUCAGUCUUCAGAGGCUAACACUACAGAUUUCCAAAAUUGCAGAGAAUUAGAACAAUCGCAACAACAAAGUUUAAGCCAAGAGGAAUCACAGCGGAUUAUUAAUGAAUUGACUGAAAGUGGAUUAUUAAAACAUAAUGGAGAUGAUACAUGCGCUACAUUUGAUGGGUACACACAAAAUGCUCAUAAUGAGAAUUAUCAGCAAGAAUCAAUUGAAUCCAGUUUAACAUUAAAAACAAUAGAAAAUUUUAAUCAAGAUGAAGAAAACAUAAUUACAGAACAAACAAAUAAUAUUGUUCAAGUUCACAUAAAUCAAACAGAAGAUAAAUUAGAACAAAAAGCUUCAAAAAAUGCUGAAAAUCAAUGUGAUAGAAAUUUUUUACAAAAUACAAUUCAAAUCAAUAUAUCUUCAGCUAAUACCCAAACAAAUAACAGUAUUACUGAAUCUCAAGCACAAAUAUUGCAAAGGUUUCCUGUGAUUUUACCAUCUUCUCAGUUUAUUAUCAAACCAGCUCAAACAGUACUUACACCUGUUAAGAAUAUUAGAAUAUUACCUAAUACAACUAAAACUUCAAACACUAUACAUACUUCACAAAAUUCUUUACUUCUUCCAAAAACAUCACUAUUAAAUACUAUAUCUCCACAAUUAAUUAAAGCUAUGCCUGCAGGGACACAAUUUCUUAGUACAACAAAUAAUAUAUCUACACAACUACUAAAUACCUCACAAUUGUUUUCCAAAAACUGUGAUAACAAUGAUCAAGAAAUGAAUGAAUCAUUAUAUGCAAUGGAGAACAUGAAUAAUGCACCUGCAUUAACACAAAAUUUGAUUUGUCAGUCUACUGGAAAGUCUGUACAAAGUCAAAUUCAGCAAAAAGGAAAUCUUCAACAAUUUUUUACCCCCAUCUUGAAAACAACUUCAAAUUCCCAAACAUCUGUAAAAACUAUGUCUUUAUUGAAUAGUAAUACAAUUAAACAAAAUGCAACUACUUCUACUAUAAAGUCUAUCCAGUUUCCUACACAAUUAUUGAAAACUACAUAUAUAAAAAAUCCAAUGGUAUCUUUAGCAUCGUCAAAAAAUACUAGUACAUCAGUGAUAUUCAGAACAGCUCCAGCAAUGAAGACUGAUGAUUCAAAGUCAACUUCCGUUUCAACUUCAAAAAUUAGAACUCAGUCUUCUAAUACACCAGUGUCGAUCCUGAAACCUCAAACAAAGAGCAUAAAUAGUAUUUUAUCGAAACAAAAUUAUACAAAUACAUUUAUAGCCCAAAAAAAUUCUAUCAAACAGAUUGAGUUUUCAGACACUAUAAAGCCUUUAGUUACUGCAAAAUUAAAACAGAGUAUGAAUUCUAUAAUAAAAAGUAUUAAAAAAAAAAUACCACAAAAGCAAACUAUUACUAAGCUAGAGUCAGAUAUAAACAAACCAUUGGGAUCUAGUGAAAAUCCCAUCCAAAUUGUACAACAAGGUCAUACUUUUCAUAGUAUGCAACGUUUGACGCAGUCUCAGUUGAAGCAGAUAGCUCAGGUUCUGCACCAACGUAGUCAAGAAUCUUCGAAUCCUAACGAAAAAGUCGUUUAUAGACUGGUUUUUCCUGACGAAAUGGAUCUAAGAAUGAAGAGUCCAAGUUCAUUACUAAAAAAUCGGGGAGGUAAGCGGGGUAGGCCAAAGAAAAAUGCUAUAAGACCGCCUAUCUUAACUAAUAAACUAACUCCUGAAGAAGAACAGGAUGACGGGAAGGAUGAACGGAAAAAGAUUGUGGCGCGUACAAGAUCCGGUAGAUUGUCCAGGCCUCCUAGACACAUGGUGCGCGAUUAUAAACAUCUACAUCACUUAGAUUUUAUGCAACCAGACAUGGAUGACUCGGAUGGUGGCUAUAGCGAUUACAACACGAGUGGAGGUUGCAUUAACAGCAAUAAACUCGAGGAGGAAGAUGGUAUCCAAAGGACAGAACUGCUAGCAGGUUUGGAGGUGCCGAAGCGUAAGAUAUCCGAUCACUUUAGGUGUCCCACAUGUAGCAAAAUCUACUUAGGCAGAACAAGAAUGGCCAGACAUUUCGAAAUGCAUCCAGAUCAUGGAAGUCCCGAUCAACUACCGCCACCGACUAUCGAAGCCGAAUUGAAACAGACUCCACCUCAAGAUCCAUUGAAAAGAAAAGGCAAAAAACGUGGUCCUUGGGCGUAUGUCACUCCCGAGGCAAAGUCUGAGCGACGUCAAAUGAAGCUUCAAGAAGCAAUAUCUGUGUGUGAAGGAGCGGAAAUUGCUAAAAUCGCUGGCAAACCAGUAGUCAAUUCCCUUUCGCUUUUUGAUCUCCUUAUCCUCAAGUCUGAAAACAAUGUUCGGACGUUUCUCACAGAAAUUAAGGAGCUUGUUGAGCGUAUACGUGAAAAAACCGGAACGAUGUUAUCAGCGGCAAAUAACGAGGAUAAACUUAACGACGAUGUAGUAGAUUUGAAUGAGGAACUACUAUGUGAUGUACUCGCUCUCAAUUCCGGAUUUUAUAGAGUCAAUGAAGCUUUGAAUAUCGAAGAAAUAGAUACGGAAGAAAGGAAUUCAAAUGAAAAUUUUGAAAUGGAAAGUAGCACUGAGCCGCCUCUUAAAGUACAGAAGUCAGAAACUGUAUUAGAGGAAGUAGCUAAAGACAAUUUAGAAGAAAGAUUAUCCAGUGGAUUUUCAGAGAGCUCUGAUCUUAGUGUCUCAGAUUUUCUAAAUGAACGAAGAAUAGAUUCUAUGUCUGUUAAUUGCCCAGAAGUUUUGAGCGCUCUUACCCUCAUGCCUAGGAAUAAUUCAAGUCCAGUAAAUGAUGUUUCAAAAGUUUUAACUUCAGGAGCUGAAGUUGAAACUACAGAUAACCCUGGGUUCCAGAAAUUAAAUAUUAACAUUUCGUCAACUCCAAAUUCCAGUUUUAUGAAUGAAGUUACCUUCACUAAAUUGGGAGAGAAUUUGGACUCCAGUUGUACAGAUGUUUUUACAAAAUUGAAUGGUAAUUAUGACCAAACCAAAGUAGAUAACCUGCCAAGAGCAUUUAUAAAAUUGGAACCAACCGAAGAAGGAUUUAUAAAAUUGGAAAAUGGAAUAUUUGGAGCGUUUCGUCAGGAAAUUGAAGGAUUUGGAAAAAUACAGAGUAAUGGUUUUCAUUACGUAUCCAGUGGUGUUUCAGAUACUUUUAAUAAUAACAAAGGUUUUAGGAAAUUAGUACCAAAAGCAUCAACAAUGACAGUACUUGAUAAUGAAGAUUUAAAAGUGAUCAAUAAUAAUAGCGUCGUUGAAGUUGACGAGAAUUCUGUUCAGAUAACAACGAAUAGUAACAACAACAAUAUCGAAUCUAAUAUUUUUGAAACAUCUAAUAAUUUAGACAUAACAAAAAUUACGAGUUAUGAUAUCGGACAUUUAGAUAUUCUCGAUAAUACUGGCGUUAUGGACAAAAAUCUUAUGAUUGAUGAUAAAUUUGUAGAGCACAUGGAACUAGCUGAUAAUUCCAAUAUGGUAGAUGAAAUAGUUUCUGAAAGACUGAAGACUAUGAUACCAGAUAAUUUAUUAGAAAGUAAUUUAUUACAUGGAAAUGGAAAUUUAGUUACAGAACUUGAUUUUGAAGAACUGAGCGAAGAAUUCAAUAGAAAUACUAGAAGUUGAUAAAGAGGUUUAAAUGUUCUUUUUACUUAAAAGAGGUAAAGUUAAUGGGAACGAGAUUAUUUUUCCGUAGCUAAGCAAAAGUAAAAAAUUAAAUUUAGAAUUUAUAGA
Messenger RNA from Ceratosolen solmsi marchali, 4255 nucleotides. RefSeq lists its product as uncharacterized. The record is from RefSeq and is a predicted model, not a curated record. Bases 314 to 4147 code for a protein of 1277 amino acids. The transcript has 9 exons. Lineage: Eukaryota; Metazoa; Arthropoda; Insecta; Hymenoptera; Agaonidae.